UACAUCUUGAUAACUUAUUUAAAUAUACAAUAGUAAAGUUUCCAAUAUUUUUUUGUAUACGGAAGUGCGCACCAUCUUUAUAAAUUUUCUGUCUUGGUCGCCAUUUUUGAGGCGGCGAACGUGAGCUCUGUUUUUUUCACUAAAAUAUUCGUCGAUAUCGACGAAAGGGAGUAGAUUCUACUCCCUUUUUGAUUAAUACAGUUUUAAGUCUUUCUAUUUACCGAAAGGUAAAGCUAUUAGUAGACGGGUGUGAUAUUUUCUCUUUGUGUAAUUUUAUAAACAUGGCAUUCUAAAAUGUCGGGUCUGUACGUAAAUUCGUUCUCUACUCGCGGAGUAUCCCGCUCAGCUGUUUUUGUGUAUGUUGGAGGAUUCAAAGAUGGACAAGAAAUCAAUCAAUCGAUCUUCUCAGCCGCAGUCGAGGGCUUCGGCCGUCGACUGUAAAAAAAGUGCAGAAUUGACCCACAAGCCUGCGCCUAGAUACAACAAGAAACGUGAGGGACCAGCCAGUGCGCCUAAGAAUGACCCAGCUCGGAAGAAUGGACCAGCUCAGAGAGGCCGCGGGCAGAUGGACCGGAGACCUCGUGCUAGAGGCUCGCCUGGUUUCGCAAUGGGUGGAGCAGAGAUCACCGGGAUAGCUGAGGAUGAGCCCGAGCUAGGCUCGGUGUUUGUGCCUGGAAGCAAGAAGCAAAACCUGAACCAUUUGCUGAACUUUAUGUACUCUCCGAGGGGAGCGCAAGACCGGAGGGUCCCAGCGCCUCGCCGGAGUGCUCCGCAGAGAGCUGCUGCCAUACAUCCUCACAACCAUGACUUGUAUUUGCAGGCGAGCUGUCAAUUUGUGGUGAAAGAAGAUGGGGAAUACAAGGCGAAUCUGCUGGACCCAGAUGUGGCAGUCAAGUGGGAUCUUAUUGAAGAAAUUGUGGUGAGGAGCACUGGCAAGUCUGAAUGCCCUAUAUGUCUUGGAGAGCCGGUGGCUGGUCGAGUUGGCCGCUGCGGUCAUGUCUACUGCUGGCCCUGCGCCCUGCACUAUGCGGCCGCUCAUGAGAAACAACCGCCGCCAUGCCCCGUCUGUGCUGCCCCAUUCCAUGUGGACCAGAUGAAGCCAGCCAGGAUCUUGCAAUGGGCAUCACCUGCUGAAGAAGUGACCAUGCGUCUCGUGCGCCGCCUGCGAGGGUCCACCAUGGUGGAGGUGGCUCCGGCGCGCGGGGAGGCGGUCGAGGAGUCUGAAGCCAAGGUGCUGCCGCUUGCUGACAUCCACACGGCACCUUACGCCAAACUGUUCGCUGCUUCUACUCAACAGGUAAUUGAAAAACUACAGCAAGACAGGGCAGAGUUGCAAAACCAAAUAAUGGCCGAGAUUGACACUACUGAGAUAGUUUACAUGGAGCAAGCCAUAGAGUCACUCAAUCUUCAAGAGGAAAAACUGAAAAACCAAAAGGACAUAGAAAUACCGAAAUACACAGUAGUUGAGAAAAAAGACGAGGCACCAACUGUCUAUGAGAAACAAGUGAAAAAUGAUACAAAGAUUGACUGGUUUGAUGAGGAGGAAGGCGCAUCCUGCAUGGAGUCUCUCCAAGCAGAAAUAGACAAUAUAACUUUACAAGAAACUAUCAAUUCUGAGGAAACUGUCAAAUCUGAGCUUAACCCUGAAGCUUCUGAGUUCAAAAUUGGUGGAAAUCAAAACGAUGAAGUUGCUGAAGAGUUUCCACUCAUUCAAGAUGACGUAACACCACCACCUUCCGAUGUUGAUCGUGAAACUCAAUCCAAAUACUUCUACUUUUAUCAAGCGGAGGAUGGACAGCAGGUAUUCCUGCACAGUCUGAACGUACGUCUGCUGACGGCGUCCUGGGGUCACCUGUCGUCGGCCCCGCCGGUGCUGCGCGCGCGAGUGCUGCAUCGGGAGACUUUGUCGCUGGUUGAGUCUUCAAGGAAACACAUGCCGUAUGCCGCCCACCUGCCGCUGCACUGUCCCUUCGACAUUGUGGAAUUGGAUUUACAACCUCCUAUUGUGACUAUCGACGCCAUCAAUAGUCAUUGGGACGCGCUAGAAACCCGCGCUCGCGCCCGAGCCCGGUGCGAGCGCGACGAGAAGCGCCGAGAGCGCGCGUACCGCCGCGCCAUGGAGGGUCCGCCGAAGCCGCAGUUCUCGUCGUCAGACUUCCCGCCAGCCUACAGCCCGCCCUCGAGCUACAGCCCGCCCGUAGCGGUGCCGCCGGUGGAAGCCAGCCCUUCAACGCCGUCGCUGGCGAGGAAUGUUGCGCCGUCGCCUUCUACACUGUCCUUUGCUAAGAUGGCAAGCACAAGCGGAACCUGGCGCGUGAGGCCGGCCGCCCCGGUACGCCCCGAGACUCCGCCCCCUGAGGACGAAGAAGGUGCCGCGCCCCGCUCCGUAUCGCUCUCUGACGCGAUCACAGCCGCGCUCGACGCCCGCUCCGAACCCGCGCCUAAAGGCAAGAAGAAGAAGGGAAAACAGAAGGUUCUGUUUGCGAUGGGCAUGCAGCAUUCGGCAUAGGUUUUUUUUGUUUUACAUGACGCUGGGGUAAAUCUUGAGGGUUGAUUGUGAAGUUAAUUGAUAACCGCGUUACAUACUACUACUGUUGCAACUAGUCCAGAGACAUUUGUAUGUUAUGAUUUUCGGUCCUCAAGUUUUUCACGCAGAUCGUUUACAAGCACAAAGUAUUGAGAUUUAGGUUAUUGGUUUUAUUAAUAAUGGCAUUGUAUGUAGAAUAGGCAAAUCUUAUGUACUACACCAUACAUUUAGAUCCACUUUUAUUUCUUCAAGACCUUUUAAAAAAAAAUAACGUAGUACAAACAUAUUUUAAAAUAUAAUUAAAAAAGAAAGAAAAUUUAGUUUGUGCUCGAUACUUUGUGCUUGAUUAGAUAAUAUUAUAUGGAUAAAUAAACUAUUUUAUUAAAUGUGUCCAAGUUUAAUUAGAUUAACUAAUAAUGGAUUGACUUGUUGAAUAUGAAUUUAUUGCUUGUUAUGUUAAAAACAUUAUAGGUACAGUAGUUUACGUAACCAAUACUUUGGUUUUUGUUUUUUUGCUGAUCAUGGUAUGGAUUUUUUCAAAACUUAACAUUGAAAAGAAUUGAAACAUAUUCGGUAGGUAGUAGUAACCUAUUCGGAAAAAAAUAUAAAAAUCUGUAACGUAAA
Molecule: messenger RNA, 3151 nt
Organism: Plutella xylostella (diamondback moth)
Lineage: Eukaryota; Metazoa; Arthropoda; Insecta; Lepidoptera; Plutellidae
Product: E3 ubiquitin-protein ligase RNF10
Biological process (GO): positive regulation of transcription by RNA polymerase II
Molecular function (GO): transcription cis-regulatory region binding; metal ion binding
Source: RefSeq, a predicted model, not a curated record